AUGCUCACCAAUUGUGUCCAUCAAACUUGGUCAGAAAAGCAUAGUUAGUAUGAGGAAAUAAUUUUAGGCAACAAAGGAUCUAAAUAAAACAAGAUUUUUCUGUCUUCACCAGAAUUAGCUGGAAAAAUUCCAGUACGUGCUGAAUUAAAAUAGCAAUUUAUAUGUAAUAUCGAAACAAUUUGAAAUUAUAAUCAGUAGAAACCAUAUUUUUAUGAUACCAAGUUUUCUUCUUGAGAAAGAUGCACACAACCAUUUCUUCUAGAUAUCAGAAUGGAUGCUUACAGUUAUUCCAUUCAUUCGAGCCUCAUUCAAGGACUGGCGAAGGUUAUUUAUGUCAAGACCCCAGUUGGCUGUCUCUUCCAGAUGGUAUGGGACAAGAGACCCACCAAACAAUGAUAUUGCAGCUGAAUAAAGAGGGUAUUGUGGAACUGGGACCAGAAUCUGCCGCAUCAAUAUGACAAAAAAAGACGUGAGAAAAAAAUGAAAACUAUACAGCCUUUAAAAAUAAAAGCCUGUCCAUUUUUCCUGUUUUAUCAAGACUUUGUACCCCAUCCUUGUCGUUGCGAAUAAUUGUGUUUAGCAUCUGCAUGACACCUUUGCUUGCACCAUCAGUGAGAUAUAUAAGCUCAGGAUCACUGUAAUUCAAGGUUGACAUUAGCACCAUUCACAUUAGGAGAGGCUUUUGGGUUGAAAACACAACCAGGUUGUCAGAGAACGAGGUAGAACACAAAUAGUAUCCGAAAUAUUAAAUGGUAGUUCAAUGUUGAACUAAUAUUACCUAGGAUAUCCAUCACGCCUUUCAAUAAACUCAGCAACCUCCUUUCUUAUUCCAGGAAGUCCUCGGGAGUCGCUGUAUGCACCUAAUGGAUAAUAAAACACCUUGUCAGCCUUCUGCCAAAGGUCAUUAGUAAAGUAAUGACUUGUUAAAGUGAUAUAAGACAAUAGUAAAUGGGAGACACUGACGUGGAUUUUCCAGGAAUACACCAUUACAAGAUGCUAAUUCAGAAAUAAUAUGCCUAUUCUAUGAUAAUAACAGUGCAAAAGACAAGAUUCGACGUUUGAGAUAUUGA
Spirodela intermedia is the source of this 1070-nucleotide messenger RNA. The record is from the annotation of a GenBank genome assembly. NCBI's taxonomy places the organism in Eukaryota, Viridiplantae, Streptophyta, Magnoliopsida, Alismatales, Araceae.